AUGUUUUUCAAGCUAAAGUACAGUGACGAAGUGAAAAACUUUGAGGGUCUUGCUAAUAUUUGUGCGCAAAGUUCACAAUAUCAAGGAAAGGAAUAUCCAUGUGCCAACAUAGACAUGCAAGAUCGUCUUAUUUCACUAGUAAACGCAGGAAUUCCGGAUGGGAAAAAUGAACUGGAAUUGAAAAAUAAUGGUUUUAAAUCUGGACGUGUAUAUAAAUUAAUUCAAAAGGAACAACAACAAUUAUUAAAUGUUGUAAUAAAUGAAAAAGGGCCAAAAAGAGGCAUAAAAAGCAAGAAGGUGUAUUCUGUUUACAUUAAAAGUAUAUUUUUAGGUCGAGAACUCAGAGUUCUUUCAACGAAAAAGGAAAUCGAUCACAUUCUUUAUAAAGCCUUACAGCCUCUGAAAGUAGGUGGCAAAAUUCUUGGAGCAUUAAGAGUAUGGUUAAUACUGGAUAAUGAUAAUUGGGAUGUCUCACAGGUUAGAUGCAAUAGUGUUAUUAAUUUGGCUAACAAACAUGUUUCAUGGAACCCGGGGAAAACAGAUAAUGAUGAUGUUCGACUAUCUGAUAGUGCCAAUGAAGAAGUUAAAGAUCCAGACGAAGAAGAUCAGGAAACGAGAGAACAACUAUAUCAAAAUUUAGAUGCUGAAAUAAAUGAUGAUCAAACAUCGACUGUAGAUAUACUUGAACCAAAUAAUUCCGAUGAUAGUCAACAACAAUAUGUUUCAUCCACAACUAAUAUAUCAUCACUCACAACAGCUGUGAUUAUGAAACAUCGACGUGUUAAACGUGUCUAUAUGCUGCGUACAUCACCGUAUGGUUUACUUAAACGAAACGGUGUAUGA
Rotaria socialis is the source of this 843-nucleotide messenger RNA. The record is from the annotation of a GenBank genome assembly. Lineage: Eukaryota; Metazoa; Rotifera; Eurotatoria; Philodinida; Philodinidae.